Molecule: messenger RNA, 2696 nt
Organism: Cololabis saira (Pacific saury)
Lineage: Eukaryota; Metazoa; Chordata; Actinopteri; Beloniformes; Belonidae
Product: ankyrin repeat and SOCS box protein 2-like
Exons: 10
Coding region: 109-2154 (681 amino acids)
Biological process (GO): intracellular signal transduction
Molecular function (GO): protein binding
Source: RefSeq, a predicted model, not a curated record
CCCUGAGAGCUGUUGCAGAGUCAUGAAAGAACUGCAAAGCAGACAGACGAAGGAAAAUACAACAGUGAUUAAAGCGUGGAUUUAACGGGCUGAGACUGGUGGUACAUCAUGGCAGCAGCAAGCAUCUCUCAUUCUGGUUCUGCUCCGGACCAGGCCUUGGAGGAUUAUUCUCUCUACAGCAAUCUGAGUGAUGACGAGCUGCUGCAACUCGCCAUCGAGCGCAGUCUGACCGACACUCACAACAGCACCGCCACCAAUGCCAACACAACAACCAAAAUUCAACCUACUCGUUGCCCUGACAAAGGAUUGAACCCUCCGGCAAGAAACACAAACCAACACAGUUCCCAUAAUCCACCUUCAAGACACAGCUGCCAUAAUCCCAGUGCUGCCAACACCUCUGCCCAGUACAGUUCUCCAAACCCUCCAAAGGAGAAGCCUCCUGACCUGAAGACGUUUGAUGGAACAGUCAGCCGGUUCAUGUCGGGUACUGGAAAGAAGAUGGUGGUAUAUCGCCGAGCUGAUGGCCAUGUGGUCCACAUCGCUCCAGAACCUGAACAGGAGGAGGAGCCUCUGUUCAGAGCAAUCCGUGACGGUGACGCAUGCAAAGUCAAAGCACUGGUCAUGAGUCAAGGAACAAACCUGAUGCUGCCGAGCAAACCUGGCUGGCUGGCCAUCCACCAGGCGGCUUGGUUCGGCGAGGAGAUGUGUCUGCGUGUGCUGCUGUCAGCUCAGCCGGGGAUGACCAACAAGAAGACAGCUCAUGGAGAGACGGCCCUGCUGGUCGCCAUCAACAAAGAUUACCUGGAAUGUGUUCGGUUGCUGCUGGAACACGGAGCUAACCCUAACAUCCAGAACAAUGAAAAAGAGACUCCGCUCUACAGAGCAUGUGAGUUGAACAGUCCUGCGAUAGUGGCGAUGCUGCUGAACCACGGGGCGACGGUGAACACCCGCUGCAACCAGGACUAUACGGCUGUGCAGGAAGCGGUGGUCAGAAACAAUGUGGAGAUCUGUGAGAUGCUGCUGAAGGCCGGAGCCGAACUCAACCUCCGCAACAUAUACGGCAUCACGCCGCUGUUCACGGCAGCUCAAUACGGGCAGCUCGACACGCUGCGCUUCCUCCUCAAACAAGGUGCAGACAUUAACACACAGGCGGCUGAUGGAGCCACGGCUCUAUGUGAAGCAACUAAAAAUGGACACGAGGGAGUUGUGGAGCUGCUCCUGUCUGAGAGCGCUGACGCUAACAAGCCUGGUAGGACAGGACUAUUACCACUUCAUAUCGCUGCUGAGAGAGGAAGUGACACAAUCGUCUCUAUGCUGAUCCCGGUGACCGGUAAGACCAGAGUCAGCCGGAGUGGAAUCAGCCCACUGCACUUGGCAGCAGAGAAUAACCAUGACGACACUCUGGAGCUGCUAAUUGAGGCGGGCUUUGAUGUCAACGCUCAGUUAUCCGAAGAACGAACAAAGCUGUACGAGGACCGCCGCAGCACCGCCCUCUACUUUUCCGUCUUCAAUAACAAUAUCUACGCAGUGCGCAUGCUGCUCAGCGCCGGGGCCGACCCAAACCUGGACGUGUUCAAGCCGCUGAUGGUUGCUGCCAGGCAGGGCUGCAUUGAGACCGUGACCUUGUUGGUGGAGCAUGGCGCCGACAUCAACGCGGGCAUCCCGACCCACCCCAGCACCUUCCCUGCCGUCUACAUGUUCUCCAUGAAGUACCUUCCCAUGUUCAAGUACCUGCUGGACCAAGGCGGGAACGCCCUCUCCUGCUUUGACUGUGAGUUCGGCAGCCGGACUCAUCCGCCGCUCACAACCUCCCAAUCACAGAGGAUUGACCGGCGGGGUGAAGACGCGGUACUGGAGCCUCACCUGAGGAGAGGCGUUCAGUUCUGUGAGAUGAUCUCCAUUCCCAGUAUCUGUCGGUGGGCGGGGCCAAUCAUUGACGUCCUGUUGAACUAUGUUGGUCAUGUGACUCUCUGCUCCAGACUGAUGGAACACCUGGACAGCUUCCCUGAUUGGAGCUGCAUCAAGGAGAAAGCAAGUGAGUCGAUGGGUGACGGUGGACUGACGGCGAUCCAGCAGCGAACAGACCUCCACCGAGGCCACUGCUCCAGCUCUGCAGGCUACAGGUUGUGCAGCUGGUUGGAAGUCGACGUGUGAAGAGAUUACCGCUGCCUAUAGGUCUGAUCCGCUUCCUGCAACACCAGGAGGCGUGUCUGGACGACUGAUGGUGCCCCUCCAGGCCAACUAGUGGACCGAUCUGUUCCCUGAUGGACCUGCAGAGAGAGUCCGGAGAACCACAGAUCAGCCUGUGAUCUGUGGUUAGUGAUGAUGUGUGGAUGUUAUAUUUUGCACUGUUUAGCCCGGUGUGAAACCCCUUGUAGAGGAAUUGAGAAAAGAUCUGUAUAAGAACUUUAAACUGAGGGAGAAAAAAGAAAGACAGAGUAUGUAUGUGUAUUAAAGAUUCAUAUCUUUUGUUAUAGGCUAAAGUCUAACUUCGAAAAGUUUCUAACUCUGGUGAUCUGUGCUAAUUUUGGCCUUGAAGACGUAUAGCAACCUGAAAGCUGGCUGUGUAUCUCUCUCUCUCCUGUCUCUGUGUGUGUGUCUUUCUCACCACCUGCACCUCCCUUGUAAUAGAAAAAGAUUAACAGUCUUAUAUAAUCAUUGUUGUUUUUUAAAGCUUUGGUGACUAUAAAAAAUCU